CCUUGGUUCUUUCUUCCUCUUGAAAGCUAGAAAGAAGAAAAUGGAAGAAGCUCUUAGCGAAGCUCUUAGCAGCUUUGACUUCGAUGAACUUGUAGCUUCGCUUGCUGAUGCCAUCGCAGCAACAUCGACUCCCAAGCCUUUGGUGGAAUUUUCACUACAUGCUUUGAUGGCUGAAUUGUUUAAGAGAACUAAAACCUUACCCAAAGCUGAAGUCAGCAGGACAUUCUUCAGAGCUGUUUCCAUUGGCUUGCUGAGAGGUAACAUUAGGAAAGAUCAACUGGAGAGAACUUGUGAUGCUGGUAAAGCAAUUAUCAAAAGAGUUGCUGCAAUUCUAGGGAUUGAAAUCAGAGACAAGGGUCAAAGAAAGCUUGUUCUAACAAACAAAACUGUGACUUUCUCAAGAAUGAUAGCUAUUUUCCCUCACUGGGCUAGCCAGCUAAUGGUCUCUAAGGAGAGCCUUUUUGUCAACAGGUUUGCUUCUUUCAAUGAUGCCAAUAGAUUUCCUGCUCAAACUCAUAAGCUUCCUAUUGCUAUGCUUCACUCUGGAUUUGCUGGUCUGAUUCCAAGAGAAAGUGAUGAUAUGGAAUUCAUAGACCUUAUUUGCAUGUGUCACUCUGCUUUCAUGGCUGAGUUCUCUCUUCUGAUUACUCCUCAAGAACAGAGAAGUUUUCAUGCAUUGUACGAGAAUCAGAAAAGAUAUACCGAGGCUGCUCGUGGAUCUGGAUUCAAUUCUGAUGAAAAUAGGAUCGUUUAUCUUUUGAGAUUUGGGUUGUUGUCUUCUGAUAGUCUUGAUAAGAUGUUGAAAGUUGCUGCAAGGGUUUCAACUUUGAGUGCAAGGCAAGAAGAAGCAAGUGUUACAAGAGACAGCUUUACGAUCGUUGAAGAUCGGGUCAAGAUCGUAAAUGAUGAUGCAAAGUGGGAUGAGCUAUUGAAAAAAGCCAAGAGAAUAGUUGAUGCUUCAAGUUCAAUGAGGUCUCAGGUUGCUGCUGUUGACUCCUUAGAUGGAGUUUGAUUUAGUGCUUUAUUGAGCUUCUUUCUUUUGUUUCGUUUGAUCUGUUCUUAAGUAUAGACUUUCUAGUCUUUCUUUUAAGUUUCUUUAGCUAUUGCCAUUUCCUUGCUGAGAGGUAACAUAAGGAAAGAUCAAUUGGAGAGAACUAGUGAUAAAGCAACUCUCAAAAGAGUUACUGCAACUCUUGGGAUUGUAAUCAGAGACAAGGGUCAAAAAAAGAUUGUUCUAACUAACAAAA
Molecule: messenger RNA, 1247 nt
Organism: Arabidopsis thaliana (thale cress)
Lineage: Eukaryota; Viridiplantae; Streptophyta; Magnoliopsida; Brassicales; Brassicaceae
Product: nucleoprotein-like protein
Exons: 1
Coding region: 41-1012 (323 amino acids)
Molecular function (GO): RNA binding
Source: RefSeq, marked reviewed